CCCGGUCGAUUCUGGCUUUUCCUCUGCAUGUUGGCAGUCUGAUAACAGCCGGAGUGUUUGGGGCGUUACGUUUUUCAUUAGCACAAAUGCUGCCGGUGGGAGUUUGAAAUUGGCCACACGUUCUGGAGGAUAGGGAGUGGUGAUUGGACCUCGCUGUUCUAUAGUUGGACGCACCCAAUUCAUCAAUGUUGAGUGAUGGUCGCAUGAUACGCUACGGCAAGGACUUGGUCAAAAGUUUAAGAUAUUGAAGGUCCUUGUGCAGUUCCGAGAUAAGUAGGUCUGACUGGUGGUUUUUCAGCUUAUGAAUGGUAGUUGACUUGGGGGAUUUUUUUCUUCUUACUCAAUAGAGGCAAUAAGUGGUUUACGGUCAGUCAACAAACAUCUCCCGGAGUGAAGCUUUGCGCUAUGGAUGAAAAAUGAUGGGGCGUUGAAGAUAUGAACCCAACUGCGUCCUUGUGUAAGCAUCCUGGAAGCGUUGCGCUUUCACCAUCUUUUGUGGGCUAGUGUCUUCUUGUGGUUCUGCAAUGACGAUGAUGUCCAUCAGCACGGAUUCCGGCGACGUUCCUCGGCAAUGAUGUGAAUAUUUGCAUUUUGUCUUAGAAGCGAAUGAUUAAAAAAGUGUGAUGGUGCAAAAAUUGAAAGAAAAUUGCCCUCCUUUCAUUGCUACUGUUGCUUCCAUUGCUGAUGCCCACCAACGCUGAUGGACGAAGAUCAUUUUUCAUUUUCCCUUGUCUCCUCGCAAUGAUUACCGGACCAGGGUGAGUUGCCGGUCGCUCCAAAGGCAAGACGUCGAAAAUGUGUGAUAUGAUGGUGAAAGUGGGAAACUAAAUGACUAGAAUCUCUUCUCAGCUUCAGCAAAUUUUUGCCCAUUCGCUUCAGCUUUGUGGCCGUUUUUGAAAGAAAUUCUUCUGUAAAGUCAUACCAACUAUUACUGUGGACAGCCUUGUGAACGGCUGUUCUAUAGAAUUUUUUUCUGCAAGUCAGUAUCAAACAACACCCCAAGUGAAAAGAAACUCAAUAAAAAUAAAAUACACAUAUCCAAAAUAGAACCUUUCACCCUAGAACGCAGCUGAACCCUCACGUUUGGGCAGAUAGUAGAGAAGAAAAAAUCCACGACCCAUAAUAAUAAAUAAUGUGCAAAUGUUCCUUAUCAGUGCAGCAGUGGAAGCGCCAAGCGUUAAAAAAAAUAAAAAGUGUGUCGUGCUCAUCGUGACAGCCCUCCGAUUGGUAGCUCCCAGUCAGCAAGUGGAAUAGGAGAAAUUGAAUUUAGUCACGAGUCAACUGUUAAGAUUAUUCUUCGUUCGGUCCCAGGAAUGAAAUGAGCAAAUCGAAUAAACUGCGAUUGGAAGUAGGUAUUGUAAGAAGGGCUUCUAAAGUUGAGAAGUCAGUCAACAUAUGGAUGAGUAAGAAAGCUCGGUGCAUCCAAAGUGAUCCAGCGAUAGCGAACGAUUAGUGGGUAAGCAUGAUUCGCACGAUCCGAGAACUUUAAGGAAAUGUUAAUUUAAAGUGAAGUGAGUAUCUAAUUCUUUGAAAAACUAAACCUCGAAUUUGAGUGGAAGAGAUUUUGCCCAACAAGCUGCUGAAGCUGUUUAUUGUGAUUGUGUAGGCAGGCAAAUCUCAUGUUUCCGAAAUCUGACUAACGUGAUUUUUCAUUGUCCUCGCUUAGCGUUUGAGAGACGAAGCACCAAACCAAUGAUCCAGAAAUUGAUGGAAAGAGAACCAAAAAAAAAACCAACAUCCAAUGACACAAAGUGCAAAGGUCCGUAAAAAUUCAUCAUAAAACAAAGAUUUACGAUUUCGCGAUCAUCGCCAGGAUUAAAUGGUGGUGGAAGAAAGACGAGUUUAUGGGAAAUCAGCACGAGAAGUGAAGUGAAGAAAAGUGGAUAAUUCCGAUUUACAAGUGGCUGUGCAAGGGUCUUCACUUGACGCCAACUUGAUGAUGGUGGUGGCGUUUCUUGUUCCGUUUCCGAUCACCGAUGACCGACUGUACGAAGCGAUAUUGGUUCAAAACCGUUGUUGGCAGGAAGCGCGGCAGCUUCUUCGUCGGAGAAAAUGAUGAAAAGUUAAUUAAGUGUGCAAUUAUAAGUGAAGUGUGCGAAAAGCGAUGAAAUUAAUUACUCUGUUGUAGCCUUUUGUCGCCGUUGAAAAUUUACAGUGUUAUAAACACCACCCGACGGACGCGUCCCAUUUCAGUACUACCUUUUGUUGCGGUGUUCUGGGAGCAGAUAAAGAGAGAGCACAGAAGAAAACACAAUAGUAAAAAAUACGUACAUCGCCUGGUAGAAGUAACAGUGUUGUGGGAUGAUACAAAACGAGUGUGGAGCGCGCUUUUCUGCUUCAUUUGAGGCGGCUGCAAGUGUUUGAGUAAGGGUGUUUGUGAGCAUAUCUGUAGGUGGGUUGUUAUUGCCCGAGGGAGUUUUUCCUCCGUCUUCAUCGCAGCAUCGGAUCAGAAAGCAGCGGCGAAGGGAAGAAGAUUUUGAUAAAGUGCAACAGCAGAAAGUGCAAUUGCAUGUCGCCGAACGAAGACACAGAAUGUUUUAGAGCGAGGAACGGGUUGUUGUAAUAAAAUAAGGUGGUGGCACUCGGAACGUUGUAAAAUUCAAUCUUGAGCUGGGACUGGCUGUCUCUAGUUGAAGUGCUACGCUGCUGUUUGGACCAAGUGGACUGACGAUUCUAAGCAGCGGUAUCUGCUGAGGAUUAUUCAACUAUACGCCAAGCAGAUUUCGUGGAAUGGUUUUAGUUGUUCCAGACAAACUGGCAGCUGCCGGGAAGUUUGACGCGUAAAAUUACAAACCGGGUUGGCAGAGUUCAUUGCCUCGGGCAGUAAAGCAGGAACAAAAAAAACUGUAGGGAAAGGAUCCGCUGGCUCUCUAUUUACGAUUCCACUAAGAACACGAGUGGCUCCAGGACAUCCAGGACAGAUGAAAGAAAGCCGACAAGAAUGACCCAAAAAAUGGCUAAAUUAUGUUACGCUUCCAUUUUGGAGCCGGGAUCGACUUUUCGGUAUGCGAGAAGUGGCUCCUGCUAAGCGCCAUCGUUUGUUCGUUCUUUCCUCGUUUCUAGCGAAUGCCAACGGCUGCCAGGCUAAAAGUUAAUUCAAAUCUAGAAAUAAUAGUUCCGGGAACGAAGCGGGAGAAAACAGAAACCAGCCAGAACAACCAGGGAUAGAACAGGACUGACUGUGGCAGAAGCCAAAAGUCAACCGAUGAUAGUCAAACUACUCGAGGCUUAUCGAAUUUCGUAGCAGAAAGAAUCGCUUCCGGGAAACUGAGAGCUGAAGCCAAGCCAAGCCAGCUGCCAACUCGUGCCGGGACAUUUUCCUAGCAAAACGUCUUCUGGACCCUGCUGGCUUGGCCUUUCGGGAUAAAACGCGCCAGAAAAACCUGCCCGCCCUUCCCGAUAACGACUAGACAAAUAGCAGCAAGUGGUGACAUCUGGUGAAUAGCACCAUCGAGGAACUCCUCGCCGCGGGCCCCAAUUCGAAUGACGCAAUCAAGUGACAUUUGUCGGAAACAGUCGCCUCAGGCCGAACCAGCAGCCGUCGUUGUCGUCGGCGUUGUCGUGUGAUAAUUGAGGACGUGCCACACCACCUCUUGGUUCCGCUUUUCGGGAUGGAUUCGAACGUCACGACGUACUUUGUGGGUGGCGCCCCGGUGUUUGGCGAGAAUGGUUCCGGACUGCAGGAAUUUGAGCUGGGUGACGAUUCGCCGACCGGAAACGGAAGUUUGUUCCGGUCAAACUUUACCUGCCCAUCGACGGACAUGCCGACGACCUACACGAUAUUCAUGAUUCUGUACGCCGUCGUCUGCCUGGUGGGAGUCAUGGGCAAUACCCUGGUUAUCUACGUGGUGCUGAGAUUUUCCAAUAUGCAAACCGUGACUAAUAUGUACAUUUUAAACCUAGCGAUAGCGGACGAAUGUUUUCUGAUUGGAAUUCCGUUCCUGAUAGCAACGAUGCACAUCAAGCGGUGGGUGUUUGGAGGCGCCAUGUGCAAAGCCUUCAUGGUGAGUACAUCGAUUACCCAGUUCACGUCUUCGAUAUUUCUGUUUAUUAUGUCAGCGGAUCGGUACAUUGCCAUCUGUCAUCACAUCUCCUCGCCACGGUAUCGAACGCCCCUCGUUUCUCGGGUAGUUUCGGCUCUGGCCUGGCUGGCGUCGGCUCUAAUCAUGCUACCCAUCAUGAUUUACGGGGACAUCAUCGAGCUGCAGCCAAACACCUACUCGUGUCAGAUAGUUUGGCCCGAGACACACGAACACAUGCCUGGGUACACGUUUACCCUGUACUCGCUAAUAUUAGGAUUUGUCAUCCCUCUAUGUUUCAUCAUGACUUUCUACUGUCUGGUGAUACGAAAACUGAGGAACGUUGGUCCAAAAACCACCAACAAAUCUCGCGGAAAGCGACGAUCCCACCGAAAGGUUACCAAACUGGUGCUCACCGUUAUAACGGUCUACAUCCUGUGCUGGCUACCCUACUGGAUAUCCCAGGUGGCCCUCAUAACCUCAUCUCCAGAGUCCUGCAGCACUCGGCUGGACAUCACUCUAUUUCUGUUGGUGGGCUGCCUUGGCUACAUCAACUCAGCCAUCAAUCCCAUCCUCUACGCGUACCUUAGCGAGAACUUCAAGAAGAGCUUUCUCAAGGCCUGUACCUGUGCAGCUCGAGCCGAAGUCAACGCCCAGCUCAAACUGGAAAACAGCGUCAUGCCAAAGCGAUCGCGAACCCGAACCAACUCCGACACCACCCAGCUGACCACUUCGUCAAAGGCUCAGCAUCGGCUGCUUAUCGACCCGACUACGACGGCCACCACAACGACCACCGCAGCCUCGACAGUUUCCUCCCGGAACCCGAGCCCACCCGUCAUCCAGAGGAAUCUCCAUAGCAACAGCAACAACAAUAACAACAACAGUUCAAACAACAACGCAAACAACGCUAGCAAAAGCAACCACACCAAUUCAACGGCAUCACAUGCCACUAACCACCACCAAAAUUCACAACAACCGCUAGGCGAAUUAGUGCAAUUGUCGUAAAAAACAAAUUUUCUUCCUCCAUAGGAAAAGAACACUUUUCCCGUUAAAUAGGUUUUUUUUUAAACAAAAUUGAAAAUACUAGUAAUGUAGGAACCAAAAUGAAACUAUCGAAUUUGGAACGAAGUUAGGGUGAUAAAUUUGUUAGAAAAUAUUAUGACAGUGAAACUUAAAAAAAAAAUACAAUGCAUCGAGAUCCUCACCGAUAACAACAAACAACCACAACAACAACACUCCUAAAUGAUAAAGUAAUCGAGCCACAUACUACAGCCACACGUGCCGUGGCGUGGCAAGCUAACUAGCUGCGAAUGUGUCACCGAUGGCAAUAGCUGUUUUUUGUUUAUUAAUAACAAUCUGUUAUAAAUUGUUAUAAAACUGCUAUAAAUUUUCUAGCAAUAAGUUUAGAAAAAUUCAUUGGGCAAAUUAUUUUACGUCAAACUUGUUAAUUGAUUUAGUUACCGAAUUUUGUAAGUGGUUUUGUUACAAAUGUUUCCUCAUAACGGGGCUUGAUCUACAAGUCACGUGACUUGCCAAAUUUCAGCUCGUUGGACUGAUGGCAAAAAAUUUUAGUUAAAAGAAACUUCGGUCGAUAGCUCAUCUGAACUACCCAGAAAACAUUUUUGUAGGUAUAUUUCUUAACAACUUUGUUAUUCUAAGGUUGCCAGAUUGCCCGGUUUUAUCCGGAUUUGCUCGGAUAUUUGAUACAAAAUAUGGGAACCGUCCA
Uranotaenia lowii is the source of this 5745-nucleotide messenger RNA. Its product is annotated as somatostatin receptor type 2-like. The transcript is spliced from 5 exons. Gene Ontology annotation, biological process: G protein-coupled receptor signaling pathway. Gene Ontology annotation, molecular function: somatostatin receptor activity; peptide binding. Gene Ontology annotation, cellular component: neuron projection; membrane. Bases 3612 to 5024 code for a protein of 470 amino acids. Lineage: Eukaryota; Metazoa; Arthropoda; Insecta; Diptera; Culicidae. The record is from RefSeq and is a predicted model, not a curated record.